AUGACCACCGGCCAACCAGCCACCGCAGCCGAUCAGGCAGCUCAAAAGGAGCUUCAAUCCUCCCUCCUCCGCAUCUCGAUCAUCUGCGCCUCCUCCAUUCAAUCUCUGCGCGAACCCACCCAACCAACCAUCCUCUCCGCCGACGAACCCUCCUCACCACCAACCGCAGACAAGCUCUCCUCGCAGAUUGCCUCUGACCUCGCACAACUCCUCGCUCUUGUUCAGAAGCAUACCACUAACCUUGCACUCGCUUUGAAGCCAAGCUUGAAGUCAACGAAUACUGCUUCUUCCAACGGCAGCACCCCCAUCUCCCCUGUCUCCGGUUUGGACGCGAAAUCGCUCCAAGCCGCUCAAUCUCAAAUCGUCUCUCUCGGCUCUGACCUCCUCCCCAAGAUCGUAUUCUUGGCCAAGAAAGCAUGGAAAGAUCGCCAAGUGUUUCAACAGCGAUCCAAGGCUGACCAGACCCCAGCACAGAUUGAGGAGAGGAGGAAGCUGGAACAGAUGGCAAAAGAGAUGGGUGGACAGCUCAUGUCUGCUGAUCGACUCGGUAUUCCUCCGUCCGAGAGGGAUGACUUGGAGAAGAAGCUCAAGUAUUCUCUCGGAAACUCGUUUGCGAGGGAGAUCAGGUCAGUUGCUGAAGAUGUGAUUGGGUCUAUUGCCGAUUUGCUCCAUUCCUUGUUGGAUGAUAGGGCGAAGAAGGCUUUGCAGCAGGCUUCCGAGGCGAGGGAUCGAGCCGAUGGCAUUAACGGGGUCAGUAGCAAGCUUGGAUCUCUCUCGCUAGGUGCCAACCCAGAUCCUGCUGAGUUGCGCAAGCGUACCUUAGCAGCCAACAAUCUUGUUUGGGAGACUUGUGCGAAGUAUAUUGGCGAGAGGAACAGUGAUGGGACUCCGCGUACGAUUACUUCUGUUGCGCCGAACGGUGUGAGGACCAAGGUGCAGGUGAAGGGUCUGAGCAAGUCGAAUUUGGAAGCUUGCAAGAGGAGUUGGAGUAACAGGGUCGAGUUGAUGAGGGAUGGUUUGCACGAGUUGAAGGAGGGAACUGAGGCUGAGCAGAAUGGUACAGCUGCUGAAGAGGAUGAUGGAGAAGAAUUCUCGUUCCCUGCUGCUACGCCGCUUUCUUCGGAGCAGAAGGAUAGGUUGCGUCAGCUGUCGAAUCUGGUCAAGAUGGGCAACCUUACUCAUGGGAACAUCCUCAAAGAAAUUGCAAAGGCCGGUCCGAACAGCGGGGUCGAUCUUGAUGAAGUAGAGGAGUUGGGCAAACAGCUGGAAGAGUCGCAGGAUGAGCUGGUUGCCGCGUGCUUGUACGGUGAGACGGAUGCUGGCUUGGAGGCGAAGAUGUUUGAUCCCGACGCAGAAGACGAUCAAGACGUCGAUGGAAAGGAGGAUGAGGAGGCUGAUGCGGAUCUGACGGAGGAGCAAGCGAUUGAGAAGGCCAUCCUGCGUACUUUUGAACAGUACGUGCAAGCGGUGGUGAGCUUGUCGGCCUAUGUUACGGAUAGGGAGGAGUUGGUGGAGAAGGUGAAUGUGGCUUGUGCUACUGACGAAGAGGGUGAUUUUGCUAAGGUCUUUGGUGCAAAGUUCAAUCGGCUUAGCAAGGUUCUUUCUGAGGCGAGUGGCAACAUUACCCUCCGCACCUUGCCAGUCUCCUCCACUGCAGCCAACGCCGACCGCAAUCACGACCAAUCGACUUUCAAAGCCAAGGUUCAGCACAAGCCCAUUCCACAGGCCAACGAUGAAUUCUCAACGUCCGUCUUCAUCUCGGAACUCGAAUCUAUCGCCUCAUCCCUCGGCCCAUCCGUCAAGGUCACCGACCGAGAGAUCGCCUCCCAUCUCGACAGCGCCGAUCCCCUCAAGCCCAUGCGUCAGGGCUAUAUCCUUCCCACGUUCAAAGACGUCUGCUCUCCAGACUAUCCCUCCACCUCCGCUGAGACUGCUCCUGAUGCAGAGUCGCUCUAUAUGUGCGGUAACUCCCUUGGACCUCUCUCGCGCUUGACGAAGAAGUAUUUGGAGCAGGAAAUUGAUGCUUGGGGACGCAAAGCCGUUUUGGGUCAUUUCGAGCAUCCGUACGGAACUCCGUGGACGCAGAUGGAGAAACGGGUGGGAGAGUUGUGUGCCAAUGUAGUCGGUGCCAAGGAGAGCGAGGUGGUUGUUAUGGCUACGCUGACAGGUAAUCUGCAUUCCUUGCUGGCAACGUUCUAUAGGCCGGCGACCAAGCCGUUUGGGGUCGAUUUCAAGGGCGAUGGAGAGCAGGCGAGGAGGGAGGGGAAGAAGGUGAAGCAUAAGAUUAUUUUCGAGCAAAAGGCGUUCCCGUCGGAUCAGUAUGCGUUGGCGUCGGUGAUCGAGCUUAACGGUUUCAAUCCUGAGACUUCGUUGGUGCCGCUGGUGCCGAAGGAGGGAACCAGGACACUCGAAACAGCUGAUAUCUUAGCUACCAUCGAGAAGUGCGGUCAGGAAGGCGAAACGGCUAUCAUUCUCAUCGGCGGUAUUCAGUACUUUACCGGACAGCUUUUCGAGCUGGAGAAACUAGCGAAGAAGGCGCACGAGUACGGCGUCUUGUUCGGGGUGGACCUUGCACAUGCGUUCGCGAACGUUCCUUUGGCGUUGCAUGAUUGGGGCGUGGACUUUGCGUGUUGGUGUACGUACAAGUACGGGUCUUCUGGACCGGGUGGUAUUGCCGGGUUGUUUGUACAUGAGAAGUGGCAUCAGGCUGAUCUGAAGAGGCAGGCGGGAUGGUGGGGACAUGAAAAGGAGACGAGAUUUUCGAUGCCCGACAAGUUCGUGCCGACGAAGGGUGCGGAAGGGUGGCAGACGUCAAACCCUUCCAUGCUGGAUAUGGCCGCCUUGAAGGGGUCCCUUGAAACGCUGUUGAAGGCUGAAGAGCUGGGCGAGCGGAACGAAAAGGAUGAAGGUAGGGGAGAGGGAAAGCAUGGAAAAGGCACAAUCAUGCCGGUGUUGAGGAGGAAGAGUCUGCGUCUCACCGCGUAUCUUGAAGUUCUUUUGCUCAGUCCUGGAUUUUUCCCCGAUGGGUUUGAUAACAGGGUCGUUACUCCGAAGGAUCCGUUGCAGAGAGGUAGUCAGUUGUGUAUUCAGAUCCCAGAUCCACCGCAGGCGGCAGAAGCAGCCAGAAAGGAACAAGAAAAGCGCCAGCAGCAGGAACAAGAGGCAAAGUCGAACGGUAAAGACGUUCCACCACCUAUCGAUGGGAAGAAGCUCAUCGCUAGAGCGCACAAGAGAGCAGAGAAACAGAGAGGAUUGGUUGCGGAUAUCAGAUCGCCGGAUAUGUUGAGGUUGGCUCCCUUGGCGCAGUUCUCGACAUACGGUGAUGUUUGGAGGACGGCGGAUGUGCUUAGGCAGUCUCUGUUGGAUGAGGUCGAGGCUGAGAAGUCCGCCUAUAUCCAAGGGUAG
This is a messenger RNA of Ustilago hordei, 3405 nucleotides long. RefSeq lists its product as uncharacterized. Gene Ontology annotation, molecular function: pyridoxal phosphate binding; kynureninase activity. Gene Ontology annotation, biological process: NAD+ biosynthetic process. NCBI's taxonomy places the organism in Eukaryota, Fungi, Basidiomycota, Ustilaginomycetes, Ustilaginales, Ustilaginaceae. Gene Ontology annotation, cellular component: cytoplasm. Bases 1 to 3405 code for a protein of 1134 amino acids. The transcript has a single exon. The record is from RefSeq and is a predicted model, not a curated record.